CUAUAUUGCCAAAAGUAUUGGGACGCCUACCUUUACACGCACAUGAACUUUAAUGGCAUCCCAGUCUUAGUCCGUAGGGUUCAAUAUUGAGUUGGCCCGCCCUUUGCAGCUAUAACAGCUUCAAACUUGUGGGAAGGCUGUCCACAAGGUUUAGGAGUGUGUCUAUUGGAAUGUUUGACCAUUCUUCCAGAAGCACAUUUGUAAGGUCAGGCACUGAUGUCAGACGAGAAGGCCUGGCUCUCAGUCUCCACUGUAUUUCAUCCCAAAGGUGUUCUAUUUGGUUGCGGUCAGUACCCAAGUCAAGUUCCUCCACCCCAAACUCGCUCAUCCAUGUCUUUAUGGACCUUGCUUUGUGCACUGGUGCGCAGUCCUGUCAGAACAGGAAGGGGCCAUCCCCAAAC
This is a messenger RNA of Staurois parvus, 401 nucleotides long. Lineage: Eukaryota; Metazoa; Chordata; Amphibia; Anura; Ranidae. The record is from the annotation of a GenBank genome assembly.